Molecule: messenger RNA, 10424 nt
Organism: Apis laboriosa (Himalayan honeybee)
Lineage: Eukaryota; Metazoa; Arthropoda; Insecta; Hymenoptera; Apidae
Product: dynein axonemal heavy chain 1-like
Exons: 51
Coding region: 1-10410 (3469 amino acids)
Biological process (GO): microtubule-based movement
Cellular component (GO): dynein complex
Molecular function (GO): dynein light intermediate chain binding; minus-end-directed microtubule motor activity; ATP hydrolysis activity
Source: RefSeq, a predicted model, not a curated record
AUGAGACAGAAUCUCCAAGUUACUUUACCGAAUGCUAUUACCAUUGGUGCGUUUGUAGUGAACGUUUAUCCCUUGAAGGAGUUUCUUAUAAACAAACGCACUGAAUGUGCUAAAUCAUUGCUCAUUAUGCUCACGGAAAAAAUACGAAAGGAAAUUGAUAAUAUCCUAGACGAAUAUAGGCAGAUAAGAUACAAAUUGAAAGAAGUGCCACAAAGUAUCGAGCACAUAUUCGAAAUACGGGAUUGGAUGGAAACUAUACCACUUCGAGUACAGGAUCUCGAAGAAAAGAUGGACAAAUUAAAAAUAGAUUACGAUAUUCUCGAUAGUUUUCUUUGGAAUAUAUCCGAUGAUGAUUUUCAAGCGAAAUGGGAAGUGAUUGGAUCGCCAUUUCAAAUUGAGAAAGAGAUUCAGGAGACGAAUGAACGAUUUGUGGAAGAGCAAGAAAAAUUCCAUAAAAUCCAAAUACAGGAUGAGAUCUUGCUGCUGGAAAAAAUAGACACUUUGGUAGGCAAUGUGGCAAACAUUGCUCUUCAAACGGAUGUUACCCGUAUCCACGAGAUAGCUCUAGAUGUAAAACGGAUAUGGAAGGUUAUGCUUGAUUGUCGAGAAAAUGGUUUAUUGCUCAACGAACGACAAAAGUUAUUUGGCCUAAAAGUAGUGCCUUUUGAACACCUAAAUAAGCUUAUAAAGGAAUUCGAACCUUACAAAAACUUAUGGAUCACGGCUUCGGAUUGGCUCAAAUGGCACGACAUAUGGAUGGAUAAUCCUUUAAUGAACAUUGACGGCCUUCAAAUUGAAAGUCUUGUUGUCGAUAUGUAUCGGCAAAUAACACGAGCAAUUAGAACAUUCCAUGAAUUUCCAAAGGUGCAGGCAGUUGCAACUAUGAUAAGGGAUGAAAUAGAUGAAUUCAAACCGUUAAUACCUCUGAUACAAGCUCUCCGAGAGCCAGGAAUGAAGGAUCGCCAUUUCGAGCAAUUGAGCGCGCAAACUGGAAUAUUAAUGGCUCUUAAACCCACCGUAACAUUUAAAAGUUUGUUAAUUCUCGGUAUUAAAGAGUUUGAGGAAUUGGUGAAAACGGUCGCCGAUACUGCGGCCAAAGAAUAUGCUACAGAACGAACAUUGAAUAAAAUGAUCGAAGAAUGGGAAAUGGUUAUUUUUGAGACUCUUCCAUACAAAACUACCGGAACGUAUAUAAUAAAAGUCUCGGAGGAAACGUUGAUGAUGCUGGAUCAUCAUAUUCUUAACGUGCAACAGCUUGCAUACAGUCCAUUGAAGACCGCCUUCGAGGACGAGAUCAAUGAAUGGGAGAGAAAAUUAAAUUUGACACAAAAAGUUCUUCAUCUAUGGAUAGAAGUACAAAGAGAAUGGAUGUAUCUGGAACCAAUAUUUACUUCGGAAGAUAUUAAAGUUCAAUUACCCUUGGAAACAAGGAAAUACAACGCCAUGGAACGAAACUGGAGACGGAUCAUGAAAAAUGCUUUUGAAAAUCCUUACAUUAUCAAAAUAUGUCCUGAUGAAAGUCUCCUUGAAAGUCUUCAAGAAUGUUCAAGUCUCUUGGAAGUAGUACAAAAAGGUUUAUCCAAUUAUCUGGAAAUAAAACGAAAGAUUUUCCCCCGAUUCUAUUUCCUCAGCGACGAUGAAUUAUUGGAGAUCUUGUCGCAUGCAAAGAUCGUACAAACGGUACAGCCACAUCUCAGAAAGUGUUUCGAGAAUAUAUACAGAGUAAGAUUCGAAGAAGAUCUGCAAAUUACUCGAAUGUACUCUGCGGAAGGUGAAGAGGUGAUAUUUGAUCCACCCAUGUAUCCGGAGAGAAGUGUUGAGUUUUGGCUGGGUGAUCUCGAAAGAGUAAUGCGUAAUACCAUUAGAGAGAUCAUUCGCAAAGCAUUAAAAAUCAUCCAUGAAACUCCAAGGAAAGUAUGGGUAUAUAUGUGGCCGGGACAAGUGACACUUUGUUGCGGCCAAACUUAUUGGGCUGCACAAGUGGAGAAUGCGAUCAAUAAGAAGAAACUUGAAGAUUAUUAUCAGGUGCUACUGGGAAAUUUAGAUGAUUUACGUGAAUUGGUACGAAAUCCUCAAACCGAAAUCCAGAGACUAAUGCUGGAAGCAGUAAUAACGAUUGAAGUACACGCGCGAGAUGUUCUGUAUAAAUUAGUAAAAGACAAAGUGACUAACGUAAACGAUUUCAAUUGGAUCUCACAGCUCCGCUAUUAUUGGGUAGAUGAUUUAGAUUUAAAGAUUCGUGCUGUAAAUGCGGAAUUCCAAUAUGGAUACGAGUAUUUAGGAAAUACUGGAAGACUAGUCAUUACUCCUCUAACUGAUCGAUGUUACUUAACCUUAACUGGGGCAUUGCACUUGAAGUUCGGUGGUGCACCGGCAGGCCCUGCUGGGACUGGCAAAACGGAAACGACAAAAGAUCUUGCUAAAGCAUUUGCCAUACAAUGUGUAGUAUUCAAUUGUUCCGAUCAAUUAGAUUUCAUGUCAAUGGGAAAAUUCUUCAAAGGUCUUUCAAGUGCAGGUGCAUGGGCGUGCUUUGAUGAAUUUAAUAGGAUAGACAUUGAAGUAUUGUCCGUCAUUGCCCAGCAAAUUAUGACAAUCCAGCAAGCGCAACAAAUGCGGGUUGAUAAAUUUAUCUUCGAAGGAGAAGAAAUUGUUUUGAAGCCAUCUUGUGCAGUUUUCAUUACUAUGAAUCCUGGUUAUGCGGGACGAACGGAAUUACCAGACAAUUUGAAAGCUCUAUUCCGUCCAGUCGCUAUGAUGGUGCCAGAUUAUUCAUUGAUCGCUGAAAUUUCAUUAUUUUCUUAUGGUUUCUGCGAUGCAAAACCUUUGGCGGGAAAAAUAACAACAACAUUCAAAUUGAGCUCGGAGCAAUUAAGUACACAGGAUCAUUAUGACUUUGGAAUGCGAGCGGUAAAAACUGUUAUUGCUGUGGCGGGAAAUUUGAAAAGAGAACAUAAAGAGUUGAACGAACAACAGAUUUGUUUACGUGCUCUGAAAGAUGUAAACGUUCCAAAAUUUUUAAAAGAUGAUCUUAUAUUAUUCAACGGUAUCGUAUCCGAUCUAUUUCCUCUUUUAGAGGAGAAACCAGUGGAUUAUGGAAUUUUGGAAGCAGAAAUUCGGGCAACAAGUUUGAGAAUGGGUCUGGAAGAUGUUGACGAAUUUGUGAAAAAAGUUAUUCAAUUAUAUGAAACGACAGUGGUAAGACACGGAUUAAUGCUCGUUGGUCCAACUGCGUCCGGAAAGACAAAGUGUUAUCAAGUUCUGAGGGAUGCGUGCACGAAAUUAAAAGGACAGCUACAACCAAGUGCCAAACCGUUCGUUCCUGUUCUCACAUAUGUGCUAAAUCCAAAAUCGAUUACGAUGGGUCAGCUAUACGGGGAAUACGAUCUUAAUACACGCGAAUGGACUGAUGGAAUUUUUUCGACGUUACUUAGGACUGGAAUAGCUGCAACGGAUCAAAACAAGCGUUGGUACGUAUUCGAUGGACCUGUCGAUGCUCUGUGGAUCGAGAAUAUGAAUACUGUUCUAGACGAUAAUAAAAAACUUUGUUUGACAUCUGGUGAAAUAAUGAAAAUCCUGCCUACAAUGACAAUGAUGUUUGAAGUCGCUGAUUUAAGAGUGGCUUCACCAGCUACUGUUUCAAGAUGCGGCAUGGUAUAUAUGCAACCGGAAGAUUUGGGUCUUGAACCUUUAAUUAAUUGUUGGAUAAAACAAUUACCUAAAAACAUGAGUGCACAUAUCGAAAGAAUUAUAGAAUUGACGAAGCAAUUUUUAUUUCCGGGAUUGAAGAUUUUACGUAGUCGUUUACGGGAAAUCGAGACAACCGUUAAUUUUGGAAUGGUGCAAUCUUAUAUAAACUUGAUGAACUUUCGUAUUGGUCCCAUGGCUGGUCGAGAAGGAAAACCUCCACCAUCUGCCCAUUUCCAAGAACUAAUUCCACAAUCAAAAAAACAACGCAUCAUUCUAGCUCAAUUACUCUCACCUUGGGCAUCUUUCGCGAUAGUGUGGAGUCUUGGAGCGAGUUGCGAUUACAACAGUCGUUGUAUAUUCAAUGAUUGGAUAAGAAAUGUACAAAAGAAACAUAAACAUGAAUUACCAUUCCCUGAAGAAGGUUUAGUAUAUGAUUACAGAUUGCACGACGGUGGUUUCACGGAUAUAAUUGAUGGCCCAGAACCAAUUCCACCGAAAUGGUACAAAUGGUUGGACGACAUUCCUCCGAUGAUCAUUACACUUGACAUGAAAUUCGUAGACAUGGAAAUACCAACAAUGAAUAGCGUAAGAAACGCAGCCUUAGUAGGUUAUCUGUUGAUCAAUGAAUCGAAUCCUCUUUGCAUUGGGCCAACUGGAAGCGGGAAAACGUUGACAGUAAGCGCCAAACUUAUGAGGCAAAUGCACAAAAAGUACAUAUGUGACUUUAUUACUUUCUCUGCCAGAACUACCGCAAAUCAGACCCAGGAUUUAGUUGACGAAAAAUUGAUCAAAAGGCGUAGAAAUGUAUAUGGACCGCCAUUACUUCGAAAACAAGUAUUUUUCAUCGAUGAUUUGAAUAUGCCUGCACUUGAUACAUUUGGAGCUCAGCCUCCACUUGAAUUGGUCAGACAAUUCAUGGAUUUUAGUGGAUGGUACGACCGAAAGGAAAUCGGUUUAUUCAGGUGGAUCGAAGACGUAAAUUUUAUCGCUGCGAUGGGACCGCCUGGUGGCGGUAGAAAUCCAGUAACUCCCAGAUUGUUGCGACAUUUCCAUUUCAUUGCAUUCCCGGAAAUGGAGGAAGAUGAUAAGAGACACAUUUUCGGGACGAUUCUGAAAGCCUGGUUGUCACUCACUCAUUUUAAACACAUGCUGGAUGUUUUUUUAACCACAACAUUGAAUUUGUAUACAAUUAUAUGCAAAGAAAUGUUGCCGACACCUCUCAAAUCCCAUUACACUUUUAAUCUUCGUGAUCUCAGUAAAGUGUUUCAGGGAAUGCUUAUGGCGAAUCCACAAAAAAUAGAGCAUUUGAACAAGUUAUUAUUACUCUGGUAUCACGAAAAUGUACGAGUGUACAGCGAUCGAUUAAUAAACGAUGAAGACCGAAAUUGGUUCGAUCAUCUCUUGCGAAAUAUGAUGAAAACAGAAUUUGAAUGUGAUCCUAACGAAAUUAUCGGUGAUCAAAUAAUAUUUUUUGGUGAUUUCAUGGGAGUUACCAAAGAAUAUGAAGAAAUAAUCAAUCGCAAAAAAAUGCAAGAAGUAUUAGAAGAAUUUCUCGAAGAUUACAAUGCUGUCUCAAUAAGUCCUAUGAAGCUAGUACUAUUUCAAGAUGCCAUAGAUCACAUAUGUAGAAUAAAUCGAAUUAUACGACAGCCUCGAGGAAAUGCUCUUCUCCUAGGAAUGGGAGGAUCAGGAAGACAAAGCUUGACAAGAUUAGCUGCACAUAUACAAGAUUUCAAUUGCUUUCAAAUAGAAUUAAGUGGUGUCUAUACGGCUCAUGACUGGCAUGAAGAUAUAAAAAAAUCAAUGAUGUAUGCCGGAGUGCAAAAUCAGUUUAUUGUCUUCCUAUUUUCUGAUACACAAAUAAAGGACGAUUCCAUGCUAGAAGAUCUGAAUAGUGUCUUAAACAAUGGUGAUGUUCCCAAUAUCUACAAAGUGGACGAAAUGGAAAAGAUUUAUCACUCUAUGCGUGGAGCAGUACAAGAAGCAGGGUUAGCAAUUAAUAGAAGCAACCUUUUCUCCGCUUACGUGAAGACAGUCCGUAAUAAUUUACACGUCGUUAUUACUAUGAGUCCGAUCGGUGAAGUUUUUCGUGCCCGUAUCAGACAAUUUCCAGCAUUAGUAAAUUGUUCAACAAUUGAUUGGUUUUGUCCAUGGCCAGAAGCUGCUCUUCAAAGUGUUGCAAUGACAUUUCUCAUUGAUAUACAAGACGAGUCGAUUACUGAUGAUGUGUUGCAAUCGAUUGUAAAAAUGUGUCAAUACAUGCAUUCAAGUGUGAUUGAAGCAAGUGAUCUCUAUUUGAAGGAAUUGAAUCGUCAUAAUUAUGUUACGCCCACGUCGUACCUUGAAUUAUUAUCCAGUUACGGUAAUCUCUUAGAAAAAAAGAAAAUGGAAUUAAUGUCAGCAGCACAUCGUCUUACUACAGGUUUGGACAAAUUGGCACACGCGGAAGUAGAAGUAAAGAACAUGCAGCAAUUAUUGGCGGAAAUGAAGCCAAAAUUGGAAAGAGCAGCAGAGGCAACGGCUAGAAUGAUCAAAAGAAUCACUCUCGACACUAUUGAGGCAGAAAAGACGAGGGCAGAGGCGAAGAUACAAGAAAGUUUAGCGGAAAAAAUGAAAGCUGAGAAUCAAGCUAUUAGGGACGAAGCGGAAGCAGAUUUGAGUGAAGCUCGUCCUAUGUUGAUAGCCGCCGAGAAGAGCUUAAAGGCUUUGAAUAGGGGCGAUGUUACCGAGGUAAAAGCGAUGAAAAGGCCUCCUCCCGGUGUGAUCUUAGUUAUCGAAGCAGUUUGUAUUAUAAACAACGUGAAACCGCACAAGGUUGAGGUGACAGGAAAAUUUGGAGAAAGAGAAACAAAAUUGGAUUAUUGGACCCCUGGUAGCCUGUUACUCGCGGAUCCAGGACAAUUUUUGUACUCCAUGGAGAAUUUUGACAAGGAACAACUUACAGAGGAAAUAAUCAAUAAGCUAAAAGUCUAUAUUGAAGACCCUAACUUCCAGCCAGCUAAGAUUGAAUAUGUAUCAAAGGCAUGCCAUUCAUUCUGUCUAUGGGUGCACGCGAUGUACAACUGGUACUUCGUGAAUAAAAAAGUGAAACCAAAGAUGGAAGCGUUGGCAAAGGCCGAGGAAAUACUUCUUGAGACCGAGAGGGCUCUGAGCGCCGCGAUCCAAAGGCUGAGAGAAGUGGAGGAAGGUAUCGCCCUAUUGCGAAAGCAUCUUGAAGAGGAAGAGGAAAGAAAAGCCGAACUUGAGAAGCAAAAGCAGCUUUGCGAGGAUAGAAUGGGAAGAGCUGUCAGACUAAUAGUAGGUCUUGCUGGAGAACAGGUACGUUGGGCCUCGACUGUGGUUGAACUUCGCGAUUCUGUGAAAAACGCCGUUGGUGACAUUCUGCUGGCCUCAGGUGCAAUAGCUUAUUUGACACCGUUUACGGAUAUAUACCGAGAAAGGCUUUUAGAUUCCUGGAAAAAAGUUCUCGGUGAAGGCGUGCCGCAUACGCCAGGCAGCGACCCUGUAUCGACUCUGGGAGAUCAGGUGGAGAUAAGAAAAUGGCAAAUUGAGGGGUUACCUAGAGAUAUGUUAUCCGUGGAAAAUGCCGUCUUGGCAAUGCAUUCGAAACGUUGGCCACUUUUCAUAGACCCCCAAGCACAAGCGAACAAAUGGAUACGUGCUUUAUACAAAGAAGAAGGUAUAUCCAUUGCAAGAAUGACAGAUAAAGAAUUGCUUCGUGUAGUCGAGUCAUGUGUUCGAUUCGGAAGAGCUUGUCUUAUUGAGAAUAUUGGUCUUGAGUUGGAAGCUGGUUUAGAUCCAAUUUUCUUAAGAUCAUUAUUCGAACACGGUGGUCAAUGGUGUGUUAAAGUUGGGGAGGACAUUGUUCCUUAUAAUACAGAUUUCCGUCUUUUCCUCACAACGAGACUCGCAAAUCCUCAUUAUACACCAGAAGUAUGCGUGAAGAUACUAUUGGUUAAUUUUGCGCUCACCUCAACUGGUCUCGAGGAUCAAAUGUUGUCUUUGGUCGCGAUUCAAGAACGACCUGAUCUUGAGCAAGCGAGAAACGCUUUGAUUUUGGCCAAUGCUGAAAUGAAAAAAGAACUAUUGGAAAUUGAAGAUAGAAUUUUAUAUCGAUUGACCGUGUCCGAGGGUUCUGCUGUCGAUGACAUGGAUCUUAUUCUCACCUUAGAGGCAUCCAAAAUUAAAAGUGAAGAAAUCAAGGUAAAAAUGAAAGAAGCCGAGAUCACUCAAGCAGACAUCGACAUGACCAGAUCGCUCUACAUUCCCGUGGCAGUUCAGGGACGAAUUCUAUACUUUUGUCUGUCCGAUCUGCAAUAUAUCGACACUAUGUAUCAGUACUCGCUUGAAUGGUUCGUCGAGAUCUUCAACAAUAGCAUACUUGCAACAGAAAAGAGCGGAGAUAUCCAGGAACGAGUGACCAAUAUCAAUCACAAAUUCAUGUUCUCGUUGUUCUCGAACGUAUGCCGUAGUUUAUUUGAAAAACACAAGCUCCAUUUUGCGUUCCUCGUCUGUGCCAGAAUUCGUAUGAAUGAUGAAUUAAUUGAUGCGAUCGAAUGGAGGCAUCUUUUAUCCGGACCUAUACCCAUAACAGAGGUUCCAAAUCCGGCGCCUGAAUGGAUUACUCCACGUUGUUGGAAGGAGAUCCAGGCACUCGAUGAACUAGAAAAUUUCAAGGAUUUCGUGAAAUUCUUUAUAAGGAAUGUGUCUCAAUUCAAAAAAGUGUUCGAUGAACAAGAAGCGCAUUUAACUCCUUAUCCAGAGCCAUGGCAAUCGAAACUUGAUGAUUUUCAAAAAAUGUUAAUAUUAAAAUGUCUUCGACCCGAUAAAGUGACAAAUGCGAUGCAAUUGUACUUAGCCAAGUAUUUAGGUCAAGAAUUUAUUGAGCCCCAAACUGCAGAAUUGUCAGCAAUUUAUGGUGAAUCUUCUCCAACUACGCCUAUAGUUUUCAUCUUGUCUCCUGGUACAGAUCCUGCAGCAGAAUUAUACAAAUUCGCGGAUAAAUUAAAAAUGACCAUGAAAUUGCAUGCCAUCUCGCUUGGACAGGGUCAAGGACCCAGAGCAGAAGCUAUGUUGAAGUUAUCCGCAGAAGGCGGUUAUUGGUGUUUCUUCCAGAAUUGUCAUUUGGCUCCAAGUUGGAUGCCAGAAUUAGAUUUGUUGGUUGAAGCAUUAACACGGCAAACUAAUCAUCGUGAUUUCCGUUUAUGGCUAACAUCCGCACCAUCCCCUGAUUUUCCUGUCAGUAUUCUUCAAAACAGCAGUAAAAUGACGAUCGAACCUCCCAGAGGAGUAAAAGCAAAUAUGUUUCGUGCGUAUUUAGCUCAAGUAGCAGAAAUGCGUAUCUUCCUUGCAUCCGAACAUCCUAAAGUUCAGCAAUUUAAGUGGUUGGUGUUUUCUUUAUGCUUGUUUCAUUCUGUGUUAUUGGAACGAAGAAAAUUUGGCUCAUUGGGAUUUAACAUAGCGUACGAAUUCACUGAUGGUGAUUUAAGAAUAUGUAUAUCACAGUUGCACAUGUUUCUUUUAGAAUAUGAUGUUAUUCCAUUCAGGGUACUCAUAUACACAGCUGGUCACAUCAAUUAUGGUGGUCGAAUAACAGAUGAUUGGGAUCGUCGAUGUGUGCUAACCAUAUUGAAAGAUUUCUACAGAACAGAAAUUCUAUCACCGACACAUAAAUUUGAUGUAGAAGGGUAUUAUGCUCAAUUAACUGAUGCAACGUUCGAAGAGUAUAUCGAAUAUAUAAAAACCUUUCCACUAAAUGAUGAUCCUGCGUUAUUCGGAAUGCAUCCGAACGCGGAUAUUAGCUUCGCUCAAGCUGAAACAUAUGCAUGUCUGAACACGUUACUCGCUCUUCAGCCACGAGAAGUUGGAAUUGCAGCUGCAAGUAUCGAAGAAGUCACGUUUCAAUUAGCCUCUGAGAUGUUGUCGACAAUGCCUCCUCUCUUUAAUAUAUCUGCUAUACAUCAAAAAUAUCCGGUUUUAUACGAAGAAUCAUUUAAUACCGUACUCAUUCAAGAAGCUAUACGCUAUAAUGGUUUACUGAAUGUGGUAAAGUCGACGCUAGAAGAUCUAUUGAAAGCUUUAAAAGGAUUCGUCGUUAUGUCAGAAUACUUAGAAACUGUAUCGAAGAGUUUGUAUAACAAUAGAAUUCCAACAGUUUGGCAAGAUAAGGGAUAUCCCUCUUUGAAACCUCUUGGUGCUUGGUUUCUGGAUUUGAAAGAUCGAAUUGAAUUUUUAAAAUCUUGGGAAAAUUAUGGAAUACCGGCAGCUUUUUGGAUUUCUGGUUUCUAUUUUCCGCAAGCAUUUUUAACAGGCACUUUACAAAACUUCGCACGAAAAUACGUUGUUUCCAUCGAUGCAAUUGAUUUUAGUUUUCAAGUAAUUUUAACUAAUAAUUAUCUGAUAUUUAAAAGACCGCCAGAUGGUUGCAUUAUUUAUGGUCUUUUUCUCGAAGGGUGCCGAUGGGAUGGAAAUUAUUUGAACGAAUCUUUCCCUAAAGAAUUAUAUACUAAUAUGCCUCCAAUUCUAUUAUUGCCGGAAGUACAUCAUAAAGAACCCGAAGGAAUCUAUGUUUGUCCCGUGUAUAAAACUAUCAACCGAGCAGGAGUGUUAAGUACAACUGGACAUUCGACAAAUUUUGUAUUACCGAUGGAGAUUCCUAGUAAACAACCACAAGCUCAUUGGAUCAAAAGAGGUGUAGCUCUAAUUUGCGCACUGGAUUAUUAACAAUAUUUUGACAU